Molecule: messenger RNA, 2622 nt
Organism: Gigantopelta aegis
Lineage: Eukaryota; Metazoa; Mollusca; Gastropoda; Neomphalida; Peltospiridae
Product: dual specificity protein phosphatase 22-like
Exons: 6
Coding region: 336-1070 (244 amino acids)
Biological process (GO): protein dephosphorylation
Cellular component (GO): cytosol
Molecular function (GO): protein tyrosine/serine/threonine phosphatase activity
Source: RefSeq, a predicted model, not a curated record
UGCUCCUGCUAAACCAAAAGAUGUUUCUUGACAUUUUGACGGCUUAAUCUCAACGUAAACAACAUAUUUGUUGUAAUGUUAUUGUUUGUAUAACAGAAUCAAUAUUGUUUUAUAGCGAAUUGCUUGAACUAGAAUAUUUCAAUUAGGGAUUCUACAGGUGCUGAAGGCUAAUGCAUAGCGUUGGUGUAUCCACUCGGACCACUGGGGCUAGUUGGCUGAAGACUUAGACUAGUCUAUUUAACAAGACGUCGAAGAUGAAUUUCAUUUCAGUGGGAUCCUCCUUUUAUUUUCAACAAUAUCUUGAUUGAUUGAAAAACUGACCCCAAAACACAGCCAUGGGCAAUGCUAUGAACAAGAUCAUUGAUGGUGUCUAUGUUGGUAAUUUCCGUGAUGCAAAGGAUGAAGAUGAAUUGAAGAAACACAAAAUCACCCACAUAUUAUCUAUCCAUGAUAAUGCCAAACAGCUUCUUAAGGACAUGCAGUACCUGUGUAUCGUGGCCAGUGACAGCCCGGACCAGGACCUCACUCAGUACUUCCCGGAGUGUAUUGACUUCAUACACAGAGCGAGGCUCGACGGGGGCCGAGUCCUCAUCCACUGCUUGGCCGGUGUUUCUCGAAGUGUAACUAUCACGGCAGCCUACCUUAUGACCGUGACUAAUUUCAGGUGGCGUGACACGCUUCAUGCAAUUCGCGGUGCUCGGAACUGUGCCAACCCAAACUUUGGCUUCCAGCGGCAGCUUAUGUCAUACCAGUGUGAAAAACUGGAGGAGGAAAGAAAACGUCUGAAAGAGCAGUUCCCACCCAUACACAAUGAUGAUGAAUCGGAGAUGAGACAGCUGCUGGAAGCCUACAACAAGUUUGUCCUCCACGGCUCACCCCCGUCCGAUGACUACCCCCUGCCACUCGAUGCCUACAGCAAUCGCAAGAAGUCAAAUCGUGAUGCCAAUAAUGGCGAUGUUACAAAUUCACAACAAGUGAAUGACCACAAUGAUGAUGGUAAUGAUGAUGGUAAAGUGAAUGAUGCCAAUCAUGGUGAUUGUGAUGACGUCAACCGUGAGACUGAUAGAUGAAAGUGGUUAUGUAGUGUCAUGAAUCUAGUGUGAAUUGUUACCCUGUGUUUGAUAAAUCCCAGUUUUGACUUUUUUUUCUUUUUUUUUACACCCCAUUUCAUUACAGUUGUGUUUUGACAGAUCUAUUAGGGCCAUAUUUUUUUUUACACCCCAUUUCAUUACAGUUGUGUUUUGACAGAUCUAUUAGGGUCAUAGUGAAUUUAUUGUUUGGAAGGAGCCAGUAUGCUUCAUCUAGGGUAAACGUUGUAAACUUAUUGAUGUGCCUUCUGUGAGGGUAUAAGGAGAGACAUUUUGAAUUUUGUGAUGUCCGGAACUACAAAUGUUGGUUAACAUUACAGAGUUAUUUAAAAUUGGUGAAAAGAAAAGAUGGCCAUUUAGGUGACUUCUUAUUGAGACCAUUUGCUACAGCAACGUAUAUGGUUCCAGCCAAAAUUCUAAGUGUUUUCUACCCCCCAAUAAUUGCAGUGUCACUUGGAAAAGGAAAACUCUUUUGAAAAUAACAAUACUGCUCCAAUUUUAUGUGCAGUUUGUUAAAACAUUGGUCGGAAUAUAAAUGAAACAGCAGCACCCAGCCAUGAUGUUGUCUGCCCAUGAAGUUUGAUUUUAGAUUGUCUUGAUUUAUUUAUCCUAAAGUCUAUAUUUGAUUUUUAAAAUUAUUAAUCUGUCUUUAUUAAUUGGAGAUCUACGCAGGAUUAAAAAAAACUAACUAUUAUAUAUAUAUAUGUAAUCAUUUUAAAUUCCAUAAGCAGACAGCAUUCUUUAUUAUGGGCGGGUCUUGCCGUUUUAUUUAUAUCUUGAAAAGUGUUUUUAAAAAGUGCAAUUAAAAAUAGAACACUUUUGUUAUUUCCAAAACAUUUCUUUUUACAUCAGAAACAAACUGGAAUAAUUUAAUAAUUAACAAAAAAAUUAAAAUGAUGUUAUAAAUGUAUAGGUCCUAUAAAGUUAAUUGAUAUAGCAUUGUCAUUGCAACCAAUUCAAAUCAGUUCUUACUGCUAAUCUAUUUUGGUCUUCGUCAAUAGAUCUAAUAUGAGCCUAGUAUGUUUUUGUGACCUGGUGACCUUUCAUCAUGAACAGCUUUAUGAAUGUGUUACGGUGUGUGUAGUACAGUCAGAUGUGUGUCAGACAUUUUCAUUGGUUGAAUCAAACCCCCAUUUUCUAUAAUUCUGAUAUCGAGACCCCUGAGGUGUAAUUUCAAUUAGAUUGUUAUUGUGAAUGUGAUGCAUUACUUAUGAUUAUUUUGAAGUAUCCUGGUUUUGAACUUCUGUUUUUUUCCCCCAAGAAAGAUGCAUUUGAGAUAUAUUUAAGUAUUGUUUGUUUAUGUAACUUCCUAUUAAGACCACCUGUUAGUAAAAACUGUCAGUUCCUAGUAUGUCCUGAAGCUUUAUGAAUUUGUUACAAAUGUGUUUUAAAUAUUUUCAUUGGUUGAAUUAAACUUGUAUAAUCUUGAUACGAGGAUCCAUGAGGUCUGAUUUCAAUUAGAUUGUUAAUGUGAUGAUGAAUUAUUUAUGAUGGCAACCUAUUUUGAAAUAUCCCAGAUUUGAAUUCCCCCCCC